GAAAAAAUGCAGACUCCUUCCUCUGCUCCAGCGACUCCAUCUUGCUCCUCCUGAGCAGAGGACACCACCAAUGGCUGAUGCUAUCCUUUUGCUGGAGCAAGGAGUACUCCGCACUAGACUAUGUUGCGAUAAAAAAUAAAUCUAAGACCACCCACCCCCGUCUGAAUCUCGAUAGCAGCAUGAAUCAAGAACCCUAGCUUAUUCUAGCUACAGAUCCAACACUUACAGAUGAAGCCGCGAUGAGUGCCUCCACUCGAGCUCUGGGAAGCCUGAUACUCAAGCUCGGCGAAAUCCUCAAGGCGGAGUACAAACUGCAGACUAGAGUCAAGGAAGACGUCAAAGAUCUCAAUCGAGAGCUGGAGAGCAUGCAAGCUGCCCUCCGCAAGGUUGGGGAUGUGCCACGGGACCAGCUAGACGAGCAAGUCAAGCUCUGGGCAAACGAGGUCAGAGAAAUAUCGUACAAAAUAGAGGAUACCAUCGAUAAGUUCAUGGUGCAGGUCAUGGUCACCAAACCUGCCGUCAAGCCGCGCAAGCUCAAACGGCUCAAGAAGAAGAUGUGCGACUUGUUCACUGAGUUCAUGGCACGCCAUGCCAUCGGCGACGAUAUUAAAGAGAUCAAAUCCCGUGUCGAGAAGGUGGCUGCCCGCCGUGACCGGUACAAGGUCAAUGAUGUGGUUCCUAAUCUAGCUGGCCCACUCAUGGUUGACCCUCGCCUAUCGGCUCUGUACAAGGACCGGAAAGAGCUUGUUGGCAUUGAUGAUUCAUUGAAUGAGCUAACAAAGAAGUUAAGUAAUGAGGAUGGUGAUGUGUCCAAGCAACUCCAGAUACUCUCUGUUUUUGGAUUCGGAGGCCUUGGCAAGACAACUCUUGCCAAAGCAUUGUACGAUAAGUGCCAAGCACAGUUUGAUUGCAGUGCUUUUGUUCCAGUAGGACGGAACCCUAGCGUGAAGAAACUUCUCAACGACAUACUCUUCGAAAUUGUUGGGCGAAAGAACUUGGAAUUGGAUGAAAGGGAGCUAAUCAACAAACUCCGAGGAUUACUCGAGAACAAAAGGUACUUAAUCAUUAUUGAUGACAUAUGGGAUAUAGAAACAUGGAAAAUAGUCAAGCAAAAUAAUUACAACUACUCAUUACAACCACUUUCUCCUGAUUUAUCCGAGGAUUUAUUUCAUAUAAGAUUAUCUGGUGGUCAAAUAAAACGGCUUGAUCAUCUGCGAGCAGAGGUAGAUAAAAUUUUACAUAAAUGUGGUGGUGUACCAUUAGCUAUAAUCACAAUAGCUAGUUUGCUUGUCGGCAAACCUGUGGAGUUUUGGUCUAAGGUAUACACUUCAAUUGGUUUUGGGAAUGAAGAAAACGAAGAUGUGGAGAACACGAGAAAAAUACUUUUAUUUAGCUAUUAUGAUCUACCUUGUCACCUAAAUACUUGCUUAUUGUAUCUGAGCAUAUAUCCUGAAGAUCAUCUGAUUGAAAAAGAGAGUUUGAUAUGGAAGUGGGUCGCCGAAGGUUUUAUCCAUGAGGAACCAGUGGCAGGACUAUUCGAGAUUGGUGAGGUAUACUUCAAUGAGCUUGUAAACAAAAGCAUGAUAAUGCCGGUAGAGGGAGAUGAAUAUAAUUGCAUCAUAACUGGGUGUCGUGUCCAUGACAUGAUUCUUGAUAUGAUAUGUCUAUUGUCAAAGGAAGAAAAAUUUAUUACUAUAUUGGACAGUGAUGAGCAAUAUACAACUUCGCAUUGCAACGCCCGUCGGCUAGCUGUUCAACAUAUAGUCCAACCUCUGGCUAGCACAUCAACAUUACAAGCAAGGUCACUUAAUGCCAUGUGCAAUGCUGCGAUGUUGCCAUCACUUUCAUGCUUUGAAGUUUUGCGUGUCCUAGCUUUGGAAGGUCCCUCUGGUUCGCACAGUCCUAAUCAUCUUGAGCAUGUUGGAAAGUUAGUUCACUUGAAGCACCUCAAACUAGGGAGCAUUGGUAUCAGUGAGCUCCCAAAGGAAAUAGGGCAUAUGAAGUUCUUGCUGGUAUUGGACUUGGGUGAAAAUAGCAUAAAUGAACUUCCAGAGAGUAUUGGCCAACUAAGUCAACUCAAGUGCUUGAACAUCUGUAAAACAAAAAUUGAUGUGCCAUGCUGGAUCGGGAAUUUGACUUCUCUAGAAGAGCUAAGUCUGCAACACGUUGGUGAUCAGAACUCGAACUUUGUGACAGAACUGGGCAAGUUGAAAGAGUUGAGGAAGCUCUUCAUUUCUGGAAGCAUGUGUCUAUAUGGUGAUUGCAAAAUGAAUAAUUGGGCCGAGUCUAUAGCCAAACUGAGCAGGAUCCAAGUCAUAGAAAUUGAUUUUAUGUACGGGUGGAGAGAUUCCAUUCAUGAAGAGAGCCCCUGGGAACAGUAUGCCCUCUCUCCACAACUCCGUGUUCUACACAUGUCCUACAGAGAACCUGGGUUGGUGGCAAGGAUCAACCCCUCACUUCUUCCAAACCUGUCCCAUUUAAGACUGCAUGUAUUCAGUCUAGAACUGAAGGUCUUUGGAAGUUUCAGAGAGCUUGUUUCCCUCCUGCUGGACAUGAGGUCAGCUCUCCACCAUGACACCGUGGUCUUCAUGACAGCAGCAACGCUUGGCUCGUUUCAAGAGGGAGAUAUGCCGGUCCUUGAAUCUCUCUGGUUCAGCAUCGUAACACAGUCCAAUGAUGGUGACAUUAGCUUUGACUUUGAUUUUGCUAGUCUAGGGAACCUCCCUUUGCUUCAGGAAGUCGUGGUCUCAUUAUAUGCCCCUCCUGCGGACUAUGUUAAUGCUGAGGAAACGGCGAAGCGUGCAAUUGAUAUGCUUCCCAACCGUGUCACGCAUUAUAUCGACACAAGGGAUAUAGAGGAGUGGAGUCGGAGAUUGACAAACAGAUUGAGCUAA
This is a messenger RNA of Triticum dicoccoides, 2894 nucleotides long. Its product is annotated as disease resistance protein Pik-2-like. Lineage: Eukaryota; Viridiplantae; Streptophyta; Magnoliopsida; Poales; Poaceae. The coding region runs from base 240 to 2894 and encodes 884 amino acids. Gene Ontology annotation, biological process: defense response to other organism. The transcript is spliced from 6 exons. The record is from RefSeq and is a predicted model, not a curated record. Gene Ontology annotation, molecular function: ADP binding.